CAGUAGUGGGGCCCACGAGCAGGAGCCAGGCGCCACCUCUCGUCUCGACAACGGCGGCGGCGUGCGCGCGAGGUGCUCGGUGAAAUGCCCGCGCGAUCCCGGGGCUCUCGGAUACGACGCCACACUCCCAAUGCUUGCCGCCCGCGGCUUCCGUCGUGUCGCGGCGGCGGUAUGCCUCGCGCGCCGCUCCGCGUCGGCGGUGGCGGCGCUCCCGUCGGCUGGCGCCGCUCGGUUCCACGACUACGACACCGCCGUCACGGAGUGCGUCGAGAGGCGGGCGCUCAGGGAGGGGCGGCAGGUGCACGCGCGCAUGGUGGCGGCGGGGUACCGCCCGGCGCUGUACCUGGCGACGCGACUGGUGAUCAUGUACGCGAGGUGCGGCGCGCUGGAGGACGCGCGGAACGUGCUCGACGGGAUGCCCGAGCGGAACGUGGUUUCAUGGACGGCCAUGAUCUCGGGGUAUUCUCAGAACGAACGGCCUGCCGAGGCCAUGGAGCUGUUCGUCAUGAUGCUCAGAGCUGGAUGCGAGCCUAAUGAAUUCACUUUGGCAUCAGUCCUUACAUCCUGUACUGGCUCUCAAGGCAUACAUCAGGUCAAGCAAGUCCAUGCUUUUGCCGUCAAAACAAAUUUUGAGUUACACAUGUUUGUAGGGAGUGCCCUUCUUGACAUGUAUGCCAAGUCAGAGAAUGUUCAAGAAGCUCGGAGGGUGUUCGAUAUGCUUCCAGCAAGGGAUGUUGUUUCAUAUACCGCCAUUAUAUCUGGCUACACCCAAUUGGGCCUUGAUGAGGAAGCCUUGGACUUGUUCAGGCAGUUGUACAAUGAGGGGAUGCAAUGCAAUGAAGUUACCUUCACUGCCCUUCUCAAUGCACUGUCUGGGCUUGCUUCCCUUGAUUAUGGCAAGCAGGUUCAUGGACUAAUACUUCGUAAAGAGUUGCCAUUUUUCAUGGUUUUACAGAAUUCUUUGAUUGAUAUGUACUCCAAAUGCGGCAAGCUUUUAUACUCACGAAGGGUAUUCAACAACAUGCCAAAGAGAUCAGUCGUUAGCUGGAAUGCGAUACUGAUGGGAUAUGGAAGGCAUGGCUUAGCACAUGAAGUUGCCCAGCUUUUUAGAUCAAUGCGUGAAGAAGUGAAGCCUGACAGUGUUACUCUGUUGGCUGUUUUGUCCGGCUAUAGUCAUGGUGGGCUGGUUGAUGAGGGCCUCGAUAUGUUUGAUCUUAUAGGCAAAGAACAGGGCACACUCCUCAAUAUUGAACAUUACGGGUGUGUUAUUGAUCUUCUUGGACGUUCUGGACGACUCCAAAAGGCACUAAAUUUGAUACAAAAGAUGCCAUUUGAACCUACUCGAGCAAUUUGGGGUUCAUUGCUUGGUGCUUGUAGAGUUCAUGUUAAUGUUCAUGUUGGCGAGUUUGUCGCUCAGAAGCUUCUUGAAAUUGAACCAGAAAAUGCUGGCAACUAUGUGAUCCUUUCUAAUAUUUAUGCUGCUUCUGGGAUGUGGAAAGAUGUUUUCAGAGUGAGGAAGUUAAUGUUUAAGAAGACUGUGAUAAAGGAACCAGGGCGGAGCUGGAUGAUUCUUGACAAGGUUAUUCACACCUUCCACUCCAGUGAGCGUUUCCACCCCAAGAAGGAAGACAUAAACGCUAAGAUUAAGGAGAUAUAUGUUGCUAUUAAGGCAGCUGGUUUUGUUCCUGAUCUGAGCUGUGUACUUCAUGAUGUUGAUGAUGAGCAGAAAGAACGCAUGCUUCUUGGCCACAGUGAGAAACUGGCCAUAACUUUUGGACUGAUGAGUACUCCUUCAGGCUUGACCAUCCGGGUUAUGAAGAAUCUUCGCAUCUGUGUUGACUGCCACAAUUUUGCAAAGUUUGUUUCAAAAGUUUAUGGAAGGGAGAUAUCCCUCAGAGACAAAAAUCGCUUUCAUAUAAUUACAGACGGAACUUGCACCUGUGGAGAUUACUGGUGAAAGAUAUGAUGCUAUACUAUUCAGAUUGCUUUGCUGAUAGGGGGGAGCUGCCCUUGUGAUAAUACUGCAGUUAAAGAUAUGCAAUGGUUUUCACUGAACACACUGAGAGGAACUAAUGGAAAAUAUCAAUAUCAUGUGCUCCACAUACUGAUUUCAGAUUACUACAGUAAUUCAGAAAAUGCUUCUUUUGCAAAAAAACGCAAUUCUCCUUAGCUCUCCUGUCUGUUCAGUCUACUCUAAGAACCAAAGUGUCUCGCGGUGCAACAGUGGAGCAAUGAACUCAAGGGAUCAAUGAGACCCCUGUAACCAGCCUGGGUUCAAAGCCGAGGUACUAUUCUUUAAGACAUAAUCAGAGUCUCCCUGGGUGAUGUGAAAGGUUUUGGAGCUUUGCAAAUUGCCAGAUAAUAUGCAUGCAGCAUAUAAUGUAACCCAUGCUUGAGGCACCUUGGCAGUGUCUCAGGCUUCACUGGUCAUGUGCUCCUUCCUCCUUGUGGACUGAGGUUCUUCAGUGGAAAACUGCAGCUGUCACAGUAAAGCGGCAAUUCAAUUAGAAAACUGCAACUGUCACAGUAGAGUGGCAAUUUAACUGUAGAAAAGUGCAGCUGUCGCAGUAAAGUGGCAAUGCAGUAAUUUCAACUGGUCGGAUUUCUCUCUGGGGAGGUAAUUUUAGGCUAUCUUCAGAUUUAGUGGUCCAACUUGUUUCAAAGUAUCUUCAGACACAAUUCAAUCAUUGGUAGCUUGCUCCCUACUAAAUCCUUAUCAUCAUGUGCGCCGCAGUAAUAUAAACGCAAAUGACACUCUUGUCAGUUCAGGUCAAAACAGAACCUAUUGAUUCAGAGUUAGGACUAUCUACAGUUGAAGCUGUUGCGCAUUCAGCUUGUGCCACUUUUCUGUUGAGACGAAACAUUAUCAUCUUCAUAAAUCGUUGGUCCUUAUGGUC
Messenger RNA from Setaria italica (foxtail millet), 2897 nucleotides. Its product is annotated as putative pentatricopeptide repeat-containing protein At3g13770, mitochondrial. Gene Ontology annotation, molecular function: RNA binding; protein binding; zinc ion binding. The coding region runs from base 131 to 1957 and encodes 608 amino acids. The transcript has 4 exons. Gene Ontology annotation, biological process: RNA modification. Lineage: Eukaryota; Viridiplantae; Streptophyta; Magnoliopsida; Poales; Poaceae. The record is from RefSeq and is a predicted model, not a curated record.